CAUGAUACCCACUACCCAACUGCAUCUUCAGUAAUAACGCAUACUUUGGGACUGUUCGGUGAAAACUUACACAUUGGAAUAGAUUCGGUAUUAGCUGAAUAGCAGGCUAUCAAAAAGCAACUGAUAGUGCAAUGCUUAGACACGGUUGCUUUACUGUGCUUUAUAAUGCAUAACCUUUAAAAUGGAUGCUGAACAGUGUCCCCGGACUGGGGAGCAACACGUGAUUGGGUCCUCUGAGGACCUCGCAAGGGGUCUUUUCUCAAACGUGAAUCAUGCUCUAGCUGGCGUUGUUCGGGACUUGCAGUUGCGCAGCAAACGAGCGGUACAGGCCAAAACUCCUCAGCCCUUCCACGCGGAUGGCAAUGCAGUGUGCGAACCCGGAGCAGGGAGCGUUUGCGCGCUGGUCGCUGAUAAUGACGUGGAGAAGGGCGAUCUGGCAGGGCUCUGGGUUGUGGGCGGGGGCACCACCGUUGGGGGCACCCUCUACCAGGAAGCAGCGGCCAAACCGAAGCCAGGAGUCACAGUUGUGGGUCCUAAUACCGCAACGGAGCAAUUAGCCGAAACGGCUCCCGCGGCUGGGAACUCUGACAAAGACGGAGAAGGGGACGGCGAGGAGCAGCGGCCUAGGGAGCAAUCCUGCCCGGGAAGACUGCACUCUUGCUGCUCCAGCACCCUGGACGCAUGCAAAGAUGCGCUAUGUGUCGUGCGUGUGUACCGCACAACCGUGAUCGUACCCGCCGCUGUCUUCAUGCUUCUGGCGGCGCUGGGUGUGUGGGGCGUCAUAGCCGGUGCACAAUCGACCGUGCAACAACGCAAGGACGAUGUGCGGAGCCGGGCAGUGGACGCAGCAACGGGCUUCCAGAUACAACUUCAGCAAUCAUUUACGCCGGGGUUGACGUUCACGCUGCUUGUGAAACAGCAGCCGGACGUCGGAUUUUGGUUUACAAACUUCGGUUCAACAGCCCAGGAGCUUAUGUCAAGGGUUCCAAACGGCUCGCUAUAUAACUUCAAUCUUCAGCCAUUUGCACAGAACAUGAUGAUCUACCCGAUGCGUCCAGCGGACUAUGCACAAAUUAAUCCUCCACGGGACUUACUGUCCGACCCGACCCGCCGAGCAGACAUCCUGAAAACCAUUCAAACCAAGGAGCCGCUGGUGGUGGGCCCAAUCACCCUCUCCACCGGCUCCAUAGGCGCAUUCGUGCGGUACCCCAUCUACGUUGGGGACGUGGGCGCCAACGAGACGUUUGGCUUCCGCUACCGCGAUAACGCCACCGCCAUCCCCUACUCGGACCUGCCUGCCAGCGUGCGCAGCUGCUCCGUAUGCUACAACGCAGCCACACGCGAGAAAUGGUGGGGCCUCAUGACGGUGCUCAUAGACUACAACAGUGUGGCGCUGGGCACGGACGCAUACCUGUCGGGCCUGAGGACGCUGGGCUUCCAUUACGCCCUUGUCCGGCCGGUCAAUGACACCUACGAGCAAGUCAUUGCGCAGGUCGGAGACAGCUCGCUAAAGCAUGAAGAUGUGGUGAUGGUUGAGGUGAAGGUGCUCAACGGCGUUUGGUACCUACGGGUGGCCCCGGCGAAUGGCUUCAAGGUCGCCUGGCAGGCACCUCUGAUCGCGGCCGUGGUAGCCAUCGCGUUCAUCAUGUCGCUGCUGCUGUUCGUGGCGAUGGCGUUGUUCAAACGCCAGCGUCUGCUGCUGCAAGAGACGGUGGCGGCAAACCGGGACCUAGCAGAGACCACGAGACGUCUGGAGGAGGAAAAGGAGCGCAUGGACGUGCUGCUGGUGCGGCAGUACGACCUGCUGCGGUGCCUGGACGCCAACCGGGGCGAGCGGCCGUCUGAGAUGACGGACACCGUCAGCGUGUCCAAGAAGGCCAUGAUGGCCCGCAUCGAGGACGCCCGCCGCUCGCUCAACGUGGUGAAGACGUCCGUGGAGGACCCCAUCCAGGUGUUCGAGGUGCUGGGGGCGGGAGCGUUUGGGAAAGUGCAGAAGGGUCUCUGGCGGGGAACGGUUGUUGCCGUGAAGACCAUGAUCCUUCCCGCCAACAUGACUGGGCAGCAGAAGCGCGAGAAGAUGGCGGUGAUGGAGGCGGCCAUCAGCAGCAGCCUGGUGCACCCCAACAUUGUGACCACCUACACGUACUUCAUCCGGCCCUACCACGAGCCCACACACGAGGGGGUGCAGCAAAUGGCGGUCAGCAGUCGCACUGCGUGCGGCGGCCAGGACGGCAGCUCUCCCGGUGGCGAGCUGCAGGCGUCGUCCGCUGGGAGCUCAAACACGGAGAGCAUCGUGCAUAGCUUCGAGGUUCGGCUGGUGUUGGAGUUUUGCGACAAGGGGUCGUUGAAGGACGCGUUGGACCAGGACGCGUUCAUGCAAGGGGGGACGUUGAACUACGCGGCAAUGCUUGAGACCGCCGCCGACAUCGCCAAGGCCAUGGUGCACAUGCACGCUGCGAACGUGCUGCACUCGGACCUGAAGGCGCGGAACAUCAUGCUCAAGAGCAGCGGCACGGAGGGGCGCGGCGUGACGGCCAAGGUCGCCGACUUUGGCCUCUCCACGCGCAUGGAGCACCAGGAGACGCACCUGAGCGCGUGCUUCCAGGGCACGCUCACGCACAUGGCGCCGGAGGUGAUGCUGGAGGGGCGCAUCAGCAAGGCAGCGGAUGUGUACUCGUUCGGCAUCCUGCUGUGGGAGUUGUUUUGCGCGGCCGACCCCUUCGCCGGCGUCCCCCGCGCGCACAUGGGCCACGCCAUCACCAAGGAGGCUCGGCGGCCGCGCUUCCCGCCCUUCGCGCCGCGCAGCUACGUGGAUCUGGCCAGCCGCUGCUGGGACCCGGACGCCUCGGCGCGCCCCUCCUUCGAGCAGGUGCUCACGGAGCUGGUGCGCAUCCGGGAGGAGAUGGGAGGAGACACGCCGCCGCUGGUCAUCGCACCGCCGAAGCCCUCGCCGCCGCAAACCGCGGACGCGUUGUCCUGGAUUGCCAAGGCCUCCGCUGCGAGCCACCACGGCAACGGCGGGGUCGUGGUGGGCAGCGGUAGUGUGGGCGCCAGCAGUGCGCCCAUGACAGGGGGAUCAUGCACGGGGUCUGCGAUCGUGAUUGGCGGGUGUGACGGCUCCAGCGGUAGCAGCAGCGGCAUGCCUGGUCUGGGCACCAGUCCGCAGGCACAUGGCUCGUCCUCGCUGGGUCGGAGGCGGCGGAAUAAGGCGCUGUUGGCGCAGCGAUACCUGCGGAAGAACGGAAUCCAUGUUGGCGGCAGCGGCAGCUCACGACUGGCGCAAACCCUGCCGGCGCUUUGUGAGGAGGCGGAGCACAGGGAUGGGUGAGGGUGAGCGCGCGCAGGCCAGCUGCGUCCAGGAAGGCCAUUGCGUUGGCGAGACGAGGGUGGCGGAAGGUGGGCCGUCUCAUCUUCUUCUGCAAAGCAUUGGUGGGGCGGAGUCCAUGCUCGGAACCUGCAAGGGACGGCCUUGUAGACUGCCCGUACCUACCAAUCACAUACUACGUUGCUUAUAUGUGACCUUGCCCGCAUGUGCACACAUCUAGCUGCUGUAUUGCUACCGUGGCAUCUCGCUGCUUGCGUGUUGUCCGUCUGCUUGCAUGGUGCGUGUACUGGCUGACAAUGUAUGUACCGAUGAAACUGCAUACGCUGCGCGUUCGGUGGUGGGUUAGCGGGGUCGCUGUUGCUGUUGGUUGGUUGGUUGGCGGCUUCCGAGCGGUCCAGCAUCGUUACUUGGUAGGGGUGCCGUACCGGUGAGAAAGGGGGCGCGCACUGUUUAGGAAACUUACAAUUGUUGGCAAACGGAAACAUGCUUUAGACGGCGCUCAAGGGUUCAUUUCGUGGCAUCAUGAGAGUCCAGACCCCUGACGGUGUGCUGCUAACAACAAAGCAGGAUAUGCGGGCGCGCAACGCCAACCGGUGCACGCCCAGCAGCCUUAACCUGAGAGCCUGACUCAGCGGCGGCAUAGCCCAAUGAGAGAGCGUGUCAUUCGAGAUAACUAGGAGUGGCCUCGGCUCUAGCAAAAGCCGCAGCAGACCCUCCGGAGCAGGAGGAACAAUGAACAAAGGGCAGCAACGGUGGGGCUGACGUACCGCUGGGCAGUGGAGGUCAGUCGAGACCCCCACACGUGGUUGACCCAUGCCUGCCUUACUUGCCCGUCAAUGAGUUUGUUCCGUUGGAUACACUGGUCCUUUGGUCCCACUGAUUGUGUUGAUAUUUUGUGUCCCUUGAUAUCUCCCGGGGUCAGUGUUUCCGCGGCUCAGUUAUCUAGUCCGGGGGACUCUGGGGCCCGGAAGCCGUACUGUUGCCGCGCAUUUGACGUUUUGAGCCGUCUGGUACCGCCCUCGCUGGGAUUACUGUUCACCGCCGCGUAGUGGGUGGCUUCGCUUGUCGUGAGAGCCACCUAGCAUACCCGCAGCGGUACUGUUGUACUGGGGAUUGCCGUCCGAAAUUGCUGCUUCACUGCUGGGCUGUGGGAGUAUGAAUACCGUAUUCUCCUUUUUAGCUGCAUGGGUUCUCUCCUGUUCAUGCUGCAGAGCUGGUUGCAUGGGGCAUUGGCGGUUGAUUGCGGCAGAACGAUUUGGGUGGUGGCGGUGCUGAUAGUGGUGGCGGGGGUGGGCGGGUAUUUGUGUUGGUGGUGGUGGUGGCUGUUCAUUACAACAAAUGAUGCUAGCUGGGGGAGACGUGCAACUUGUCGAGGACUGUCGCUGCGUGGCUGACCAAACCUUGAUGGAGGGAUGACUGCGGCCCCUUACACCCAGCUACUCGUGGUCUAAUUCCCCAAAGAGCGCGCAUUUUGGAGAGGCCGUCUCUUGGAUGCGACAUGAUCGGCUUUGCGCUCGAUUGCUGUAUCUAGUGGGGUGUGUGGUUGGUUCCAAAUCCAAGGAUUUAAUGGAUCGCAGUAUGAACGUCCUGAUUCCAGGAACGUUUGCAGCAUGUGCAGUGCGCGAGAUGAAGCUUUUGAGCGUUUUACGGGUGAGUGAUUGUGAGCUACAGGGCCACGUUGUAUUAACAAAUCAACUGGCCGCUGUGUGCAUAUGCCGGAGGUUUUUGGGAAUUAGCUUCUCUCGUCUUUGCCUCUUUGGUAUUGGUCUUCUUACGCUAGCAACAUAGGUUGCCGCAGAGACCUUGUCGCACUGCUGCUGUUUUGUUAAUACUUGGCGACGUGCUAGUAAGGGAACGCGCGACCGUGGCGCUCGUAUAAAUAAGCUUUCGUGCGUCUCAGCGUCGGGAAAUUGUAGUUUACAAGGCUGGAAAGCGCGUUUCUCAGUUAUUGAUGGCUUGGUUUGGUUUGGUGUGUUCUUUCCCGACGGCUGUUGUUUGCAUGUUGUACUGCGCGCGGAUGUUGCAUCGUUGCACUUAGUGCUUUCAAGUGACACGCGCCAACUGGCUCGUGCUGUCUGCUGAUGGGGGGAUUUACAGCUAGGGUCUUUUGCUUGUAUGGCUAGGUAGCCACAAAUUUGGGAGCACGUUUGGCACUUGUUUGUACCUGCGCUGGUAUUGCGCUUUAGGCAACUGUCAUUGUGUCCUUACCGUGCACGAAGGUAC
This is a messenger RNA of Astrephomene gubernaculifera, 5548 nucleotides long. The record is from the annotation of a GenBank genome assembly. Lineage: Eukaryota; Viridiplantae; Chlorophyta; Chlorophyceae; Chlamydomonadales; Astrephomenaceae.